UUUGGCAAACAGCCAAGAGUAGAAGAAAACAAACAUGGCUCCUUGUUUUGAAGAGAGGCUGUGCAAGGAGGUCCGCCGUCACCCAAAUUUAUAUGAUACGUCUUUAAAAGAGUAUUAUGACGGCCAGAUUCUGUCAAAGUCCUGGAGAGAAAUCGCGCAAACGCUCGGGAAAGAUGAAAACAGCUGCCGUCAGAAGUGGAGAUAUCUCCGAGACAGAUUUGUGAGAGCCAGGAGGAAGCUGAGAGAGAGGAGCAGCAGAGUCCGUCCAUACAUACCUGCUUGUGUUUCCAUGUUAGACUGGCUCUCUGACUUCAUCAACCAUCGCACCAAAGAGUCCACGCGGACACCCAGCUGCAGUACAGAUGAAACCUCGUGCGCCUCCGCGCGACCAGUGCAAGUCAGUUGCCCGGGCAACGCGCAAAGUCCUCCACUCCCUCUGUCUUCGCUGCACCUCCUGGUUCCUCCACUGAGGCUGAUGUCAGCCUGUAUGUGGCAGGUGGCCCAGGAGAGAAACGUAGACCAGUAUGACAAACUGGUUGAAUUCAUCAAGUCGGUGACAGAGAUGCUCCCAGAGCUGCUGAACUACAAACAGAAGACUCAGCUCGUCCUGGGUCUGAGAGCAAGGGUCAUCCUUGAAUCCUUAAAGAAGAUGGAUGAGGUCGACUGUGAAACUAUUCAGGAUCAUCUGGACAGUUUCCAAAAGAUAACAAACUACAUACAUGAAGAGGACCCAGAUGGAGAGGUGGAGACAUCAAAGUCAGCAUUCAUAGAGCUGGUUCAAACAUUACUGACAGACCAAUCUGAAAAAGAGACGUUUUUCAAGGAGGUCUUCCCAGUCCAGUAUGGAGCUCGUUUUGAUACAGCGCUGCAGAUCCUGGUGUGGGAGUUCUUCUACCGACUGGAAGAGUUCCUCCCAGUACCAAGUUUUUCACAGGUGUUCUCCAUGUAUGACGUUUCUUCCCUUGAAAAUGGGUUUGAGCAGUUUGUCUCUGACCCUGAAGACCUGAGGAUGAUUUUGCAGCAACAACAGGAGCGGAAAAAGCUGACUAAAAGUGAGUUUACCUUCAUGUCAGACACCAUCCUCUGCACACUCGCAUCUAAACAGAUUACAGUGGCAUCUGAAGAUCAUGUGGAUCAAGAUUUGGAUGGAGAUUACAGACAAGACAAUGAAAAGUCACAUGAAAGAAAUCAAGAAAGGUCAGAAAGUGCAGAAGACAUUUGUGAGGAUGAUGAAGAGACGGAUGACAGUUCCAUUGAAACUAAUCCAAACUCUCCGAUGCACGAGUACGGGCUGUCACCGCUCUCUUCCUCUCCAUGCUCCGAGGAAGGUGACGAAGAAACAGCUGGUGAAGUCUCCUUCCAGCCAACCAGAUGCUCAGUGACCUCAGAAGUAAAGAAACAUAUGAGGAGAAACAAAGAGUCAUCAGAAGAGAGCACGAUGCAGUCCUUCAAUCAGGUCUCUAAAAGCGUCCAUCAAAACAUCUGCCAGAAGUGUGGCAAGACUUUUGCAUCCUGUUCCUCCUUUAGAAACCAUCAGGCUGUUCAUUCUUCGGCCCGGCCGUUCAUGUGCACUCAGUGCAACAAGACAUAUAAAACUCAUAGUGUCCUGAAACACCAUUCCCUUCACUCAGCUCGUCACUUCAACCCUGAAGCUCCGUCUUUUGCUUGCAGCAUUUGUGACAAGAGCGAUACUUCUAAAGAUUCACUCAGAGUUCAUCAGCGUCAGCACAGCGGAGAGAGGCCGUUUGUCUGCACGUACUGCGGCAAGAGGUUCCUGUCAAAUACAGUCUUGAAGUCCCAUGUUCGCAUUCACACCGGGGAGCGCCCGUAUGCCUGUUUUUUUUGUGACAAGACAUUUGUACAGCUGUCUCAGCGCACUGUGCACAUGAGGAUGCAUACGAAAGAGAAACCGUACCUGUGCAGUACAUGCGGUAAGACGUUUCCGAGCUCCGGGGCCUUGCUGGUGCAUUCACGCAACCACACAGGGGAGCGGCCUUAUCAGUGUGACAUCUGUGGAAAAAGAUACGCCAAAGCGAUAAAAAUGACAAUACAUCGGCGGUAUCACACAGGAGAGAGGCCGUAUCCCUGCUCAGAGUGUGACAAAUCAUUCCACUGCAGUUCAGGACUGAAGAAACACAUGAGGACCCACACAGGAGAGAAACCCUACCAGUGUGUCACAUGUCACAAGAGGUUUUCUGUGAAAUCCAACUUGAAAGUACACCUCAAAGUCCACAAGAUCAUCUAGCAACAUUUGUGAAUACAUACAGUAGUGUUCAAUGUAAUAGCAGUCCAAUGUGACUAACCAGAUUAAUCCAGGUUUUUAGUAUAUUUUUGAUUGCCACGUGGCAAACAAGGUACCAGUAGGUGCAGUAGAUUCUCAGAAGAUCAACAAGACGCUCUUAAGGCUGUGCAAUUGGGCAAUUACUUGAAAGGGGUGUGUUCAAAAAUAUAGCAGUGUCUGCCGUUGACUUUACAAACUCAAAACUAUUUUGUACAAACUUUUGUUUCUAGGAUUUAGCAAUCCUAUGAAUCACUAAACUAAUAUUUAGUUGUAUGACCACAAUUUUUUAUAAUUGCUUCACAUCUGUGUGGCAUGGAGUCAACCAACUUGUGGCACCUUUCAGCUGUUAUUCCACUCCAAGAUUCAGCUCGUCUCACAAACUGUCUGCAGCCCUUGGACUCAAAAAGAACAAUUUUACUUUUACUUUCUUUGAUCAUCCUGGAGCUGAUCAUUGGCUGAGCCUUUGCCAUUCUGGUUAUUCUUCCAUCCAUUUUGAUGGUUGUCUUCCGUUUUCUGCCAUGUGUCUCUGGUUUUGCUCUCCAUUUUAAAGCAUUGGAGAUCAUUUUAGCUGAACAGCCUAUAAUUGUUUGCACCUCUUUAUAAGUUUUCCCCUCUCCAAUCAACUUUUUAAUCAAAGUACGCUGUUCUUCUGAACAAUGUCUUGAACGACCCAUUUUCCUCAGGCUUUCAAAGAGAAAUGCAUGUUCAACAAGUGCUGGCUUCAUCCUUAAAUAGAGGUCACCUGAUUCACACCUGUUUUUUCAGAAGAAUUGAUUGACUGAUUGAAUGCCACACUGCUAUUUUUUUUAACACACCCCUUUCAACUAAUUGCCAAAUUGCCUUAAGAGCUGCAUAUCACGAAUGCUGGGUCUUGUUGUCAUCUACUGGUACCUUGCUUGCCAUGUAGCAAUAAAAAAUAUACUAAAAACCUGGAUUAAUCUGGUUAGUCACAUUGGACUGCUAUUAUAUUGAACACUACUGUAUUUUGGGCAAUUUCAUGCUUUCAAAAAGAGAAGACAGAAGGGAAGACAUCUGUGAAAGGGCCCUGAACCAGUCUCCGAUCUGGGCUGCUGGGACAAGAACAAGGCCACUGUUAUAACUUUAGUGAGUGAUGAGAACCUGGUUCAUACCU
This is a messenger RNA of Centropristis striata (black sea bass), 3413 nucleotides long. RefSeq names its product zinc finger protein 211-like. Bases 35 to 2245 code for a protein of 736 amino acids. The record is from RefSeq and is a predicted model, not a curated record. Lineage: Eukaryota; Metazoa; Chordata; Actinopteri; Perciformes; Serranidae. The transcript has 8 exons. Gene Ontology annotation, cellular component: nucleus. Gene Ontology annotation, molecular function: DNA-binding transcription activator activity, RNA polymerase II-specific; RNA polymerase II cis-regulatory region sequence-specific DNA binding. Gene Ontology annotation, biological process: regulation of transcription by RNA polymerase II.